AAGCAUUUUUUGCAUAUUUGCCAACACAACAUUUCUAUUUCUGUUGUUUUUCUUCUUUCUCUGUCGGUGCAUGUUCGUUUGUUACAAUCCUCACAACCUCCUAUGGGGAAAAGGCCGCCGUACUCCAACGAUAUAGAGGCGGCUCGUUAUCCCCCGCCACCACCGCCUUCUUACCAUAUACCACAAUCAACACAAUGGUUCUCGUGGUUGGUGCCGCUCAUUUUUUUAGCCAAUAUUGUAUUGUUUGUGUAUAGCAUGUAUCUCAAUGAUUGUCCUGGAUAUUUGAAUGAACAUGAUUGCCUUUACUAUCAUUAUUUGGGAAGAUUCUCUUUUCAACCUUUCACCGAAAACCCUCUCCUCGGCCCUUCGGUUCGCACGCUGAGGGUAAUGGGAGCUCUUGAAAAGGACCUUGUGGUGGGUGAAAAUGAAGGAUGGCGUUUCUUUACUUGCAUGUUUCUUCAUGCAGGAGUUAUACAUUUACUUGCCAAUAUGUUUAGUCUUUUAUUCAUCGGAGUUCGUCUUGAGAACGAAUUCGGAUUCUUUAAAAUUGGAUUACUGUAUAUGUUUUCUGGUUUUGGUGGAAGUUUGUUAUCGAUUUUGCAUCUGGGAGACCCGGGAACACCAACUACCAUAUCAGUUGGCGCAUCGGGUGCGCUUUUUGGACUUCUGGGAGCCAUGCUUUCCGAGCUUCUAACCAAUUGGACUAUAUAUUUAAACAAGUGUGCUGCUCUUACAAGUCUUCUGCUCAUUAUUGGCUUAAAUUUGGCUGUUGGAUUUCUACCUCAUGUGGACAAUUCAGCUCAUAUAGGAGGAUUCCUUUCAGGGUUUUUCCUUGGUUUCGUUCUCUUAAUACGCCCUCAAUAUGGUUAUGUGAACCGCAAAUAUGUACCUCCAGGAUAUAACGUAAAACGAAAAUCCAAAUAUAAAUGGUAUCAGUACGUCUUUCUGAUCUUGGCACUCAUUAUCUUACUUAUCGGGUAUGCAUAUGGGUUAGUUUUAUUGUACGUAGGAAAACCAGAUGAAAUGUUUUCCGUCACAGGGAGUAUUCCACGUUGAAUGAUUCAGAUUCCACAGCUUGUUCUUCAAGUUUGUUUUCAUGUACAAUCCAAAAUCUUCCUUUUGGAAAUGUAUAUAGCAGUACAUAUGUAAUAACAGACUCGUCGCUUUCUUUUGAUCAAAACAUGUGCAUGAUCGCGAAUACUUCUCUGAAUUCUGGUUUGUAGACUAUCCAUGUAAAAUGUUAUGCUCUCUGUAAUAGAAUCAGCUAUAUUUAGAUUCCAUCAGAAAUUAAUUUAUUUAUAAUCAUUAGUAACGGA
Messenger RNA from Vicia villosa (hairy vetch), 1316 nucleotides. RefSeq names its product RHOMBOID-like protein 5. Gene Ontology annotation, biological process: proteolysis. Gene Ontology annotation, molecular function: serine-type endopeptidase activity. Lineage: Eukaryota; Viridiplantae; Streptophyta; Magnoliopsida; Fabales; Fabaceae. The coding region runs from base 103 to 1056 and encodes 317 amino acids. The transcript has 5 exons. The record is from RefSeq and is a predicted model, not a curated record. Gene Ontology annotation, cellular component: membrane.